UCUUGGGGGAAUCGUCAUUCAUUAUCGUUCAAUUCAGUCGUUUUGUGAAACAAUAUGGUUUUCCAAUCAAUUUGCUGCGCGUGGUUCGUUCGUUGUCACAUUGCAAAGUUUCUCGUGUAAUACUACUUUUUCCAUGCGUAAUAACUCCUGGUAACUACCAACAUUGGCACAGCUUGAGCUGCAGAAGUGAAUACGUGGUAUUAUAAUACUAAAAGUUGAAGUUCAGAAGCUACGAAAGAGUCUUUGUGACUACACAUAAUAGAUUCUUGUCUUCAAUAAUGAUUAACAUUUUACUUUGUUGCAGUCCGUCUUCCGCGAUAUGUAACAGCAAGACUCCCGCAGCAGCGAAAGGCAUUAUAUAAGUGAAGUGUAAAUGUGCGAGCACUGCGGUUGAUCCGCUCUACACCAAACUUGAACAUAACACCAGCAGCUGCCCAUAAACGAAAAAAGAAAAAAAACUAGCGUACGUUGUGCGACAGAAGAGCGUUUUUGUUCCGGGGCAGGCGCAGCAGGGAGGCGCUGUGUUUACUAACCUAUUUACAUUACGACAUUAAAGGUCGACAGCACAUACUAUCGUUGUCGUACAAGCUUUAUCGAGGUCAGCUAGUCCGCGCUAGUAGCGGACGUCAGCACACCCGGCCGCAAACAUGUUGAAUCUUGUGGAAGCGUUGGCGAAUCUCACCGGGGCUUCCGCGCCCGCUAUACGAUUGAUACUUUCUGUUCUCAUUGCCUAUCCGCUGGGAGCGUUCUACCGGAAUCUGAAGGCUGCUCCCCUUGUUAAGAAUCUCUUCAUCGCCAGCACCGGUUUAGCAAUAGUCGUGUUCAACUAUGGUUUUGAUUUGUAUCACAGCGCCCUUGCGGUCGCGGUGACUUAUCUGCUGAACGUCUUCUUCGCCACCUCUAGUCUGUUGGUCCCGUUAAGCUUCUGUUAUCACAUGGGUUAUCUCCUCGUUGGUUACUAUUUCACCACGUCCGAUACGUAUGAUAUUAAGUGGACGAUGCCGCACUGUGUGCUCGUUUUACGUCUGAUCGGCUUAGCGUUCGACAUUUCCGAUAGCCAUGAGAAGGAACGGCAGGGCAAGAAGGACGACCGGUGCAUCGAUCCGCCGUCGCUGCUGGAAUUGGUAGCGUUCACGUACUUUCCUGCCUCGGUUCUUGUUGGACCGCAAUUCUCGAUGCUACGAUAUCGCCGUUUCAUCGAUGGUCUGUACGAGCAGCACACCACUGGGGCACCGGCUUACUCUGCCAAGAAGUUCCUCCAGGGAACGUUCUAUCUAAUCGUCAACCAGGUCGGCUCGCAGCUCGUGUCGGAUACGUACCUGCUGUCGGCGGAUUUCGAGCAGGAAUCGCUCCUGAUGAAGCACAUCUACCUGGGACUGUGGGGACGGUGUGCGCUGUACAAGUACAUUUCUAUUUGGCUGCUCGCCGAAGGAGCCGCUGUGUUGUUCGGGCUAACCUACAUCGAUGCCAAACCGGGCGAGCGGGAGUACGACUCGGAUCAGCUGUCCGGCUGUACCAACAUCAAAGUGGGUGUUUUCGAGAACACCAGCAAAUUUGGCCACUAUGUGGAAUCGUUCAACGUUCAAACGAACCACUGGACCGCCGUGUAUGUGUACAAACGGCUGAAGUUCCUGAACAAUCGCGUACUGAGCCACUUCGGUGCGCUGCUCUUCCUAGCAGUUUGGCACGGUUUCCAUAGUGGCUACUAUGUGACCUUCUUCAUGGAGUUUUCGGUGAUACGAAUGGAAAAGGAGAUCGAACCCAUCCUGCAGAAGAACGACUACGUUCAGGUUCUGCUGCAGCAGCCGUUGGUUAAGGUGGCGGUCUUUGUACUGCUUAAAUUCUACACCAUGGUCUUCGCUGGUUGGUGUUUGGUUCCGUUCGUUUUCCUGAGCUUCUCCAAGUGGUGGCACAUUUAUUGCGCCGUUCGCCACACCGGCUCCUUGCUGUUUUUGCUGGGUAAUUUGGCCGCCAAACCCUUAUUGUUGGCCGUUUUACCACCCAACAAGCCUUCCGGGGCAUCCUCGGAGUCGAAGAAAACUGAGUAAAGUUGCAGUGACUACUGCAUCAGGUAUGUGUUUACUAAUAACGUAAAGUUUGAGUACCGACGAGUCAAUUUGGUAGAACGAUUUACAAAAGACACGCUUCAAUCCAUCCAAAUCGUUGAAUAAUUCUCAUUCGUCAUCGAUGGUACUGAAUAUGGACUACUAGUUUGUUAACUUUUGAGUGAAAGCUGUGUGUUUUUCCAUACAGAGUGUUUAGUCGUAAGUCCAGUUAGGGUUUCCAGAGUGCACUCAUUUUACUACCUCCCAUCUUUGUCUAAGCUAGCAGCUCUCCAAGUUAAAUAAACUACUUGCGCGCACAUGAAUAUUUCUGGUGCAAGCCGAAACAUGUAACCAAACAGUCCUGUACGAAUCUUUCCAAAAACAAAGUAAAAUGCAAUUUUAUCCUUAAUUAAAUUUAAAACCCAUAAACCGAGCUAGUCCAAUCCCGCGAACGGACAGACAGAUCGAGAGCUCCGUAAAUUAACCGAUACGUUUCCUUAGAGAGUACGAUUUAGAGUAAUUAUAAUUAGCCGAAGGGUUCCUUAGAAAGACAAAAUGAAUCUUUCAUUUCUAGACAGUUACAACAGUAGCUAGCGGUAGGCAGUUUGUAGUUUGGAAUUCGGAUCUCAUUGCACGUAUAAAUGAUAGCCGUUUUCUGCAAAAAAAAUAUUAUAAAGUUUGGCCUCCGUUGGCCGCCGAAUCUUAUCUAGUAACUGCUAGUAUCGAUUAAUAAGUCUCUCCUCCCUAACUAACCGAAAUAAAGUAUUUUUCUACCAAACUAAAGCGCGAAUAUUAGAAGAAAAAACGGGAUCCGAUGAUGGUGGAUCGAGUGAAAAACUAAUUGGCAGCUUGAAACUAUUAUAGCGUGUGUAGAGUUCAGUUUUCACCUCUGUAAAUGAUUGCAUGCAAACACAGAUGCAAACCUCUCUGAAACAGUAAAUAAACAGUGCUAGUCAGUUUAGGAGUUAAAAGGCAA
Molecule: messenger RNA, 3021 nt
Organism: Wyeomyia smithii (pitcher-plant mosquito)
Lineage: Eukaryota; Metazoa; Arthropoda; Insecta; Diptera; Culicidae
Gene: nes
Product: lysophospholipid acyltransferase 5
Exons: 6
Coding region: 648-2048 (466 amino acids)
Biological process (GO): lipid modification; phosphatidylcholine biosynthetic process
Cellular component (GO): membrane
Molecular function (GO): lysophospholipid acyltransferase activity; 1-acylglycerophosphocholine O-acyltransferase activity
Source: RefSeq, a predicted model, not a curated record